Plasmodium gaboni is the source of this 5202-nucleotide messenger RNA. RefSeq lists its product as hypothetical. The record is from RefSeq and is a predicted model, not a curated record. NCBI's taxonomy places the organism in Eukaryota, Apicomplexa, Aconoidasida, Haemosporida, Plasmodiidae. The coding region runs from base 1 to 5202 and encodes 1733 amino acids. The transcript has a single exon.
AUGGGUGUUAAAGAUAAUAUAAAUGCGGAUCUAUUAGACGAUUCGAAAAAAGAAAGACAAGGACUUGAAUUAACAGAAGAAAGAGUUCUUGAUGAAAAUAUAAAUAAAAUUGAUAUACAAGAAAAAAAAGAAAAUGAAGAAAUAAAUAAAGGAGAUAUAAAUAAUGACAAUGAAGAAAUUAAGAAUUCAUAUAUUAAGGAAAAUUUAGAUCCAUUAAAUGAUAAUAAAGGUAAUUCCAAUGCUAAUUUGAACGGAUUAAUAACUAAAGAACAUAUCGUUUCAUCGAUUUCACUAUCUGAGGAGUUCAGUAUUUCUCAAUUGAAUUCAGAUAACAAAAAUUUAGAAAAUACCUUAAUUAGAGAGGACAAAGAAAAUAAUUUGAAUAAUGAAAAUACUCAUGUUAUUAUUGAUAAAGAAAAAAAUGAUGUAGAUGUUCCAUAUAAUGAAAUUAAAACUCUGGAAAGUUUUUCUUUAAAUGUUAACUCUAAAUUCCCUAUUUCCCAAAAAAAGAAUAAAAACACAGCUAUAAAUGAUGCUCCACUAUAUAUUGAAGUUAAGGGACUUUUGGAAGUUCUAAAUGCUCAAGAUUUUGCAAAAAAAGUAAAUAGGAAAAAUGCAGAUUUAAAUGUAAAAGCUCAAAAUGCAUUAAUUAAGAAACGUUCUUAUAGUGUCCCAAAUAAAGCAGUUGCAAAAAAUAUUCCAAAGGAUAAUCAUAAUAUGAAUUUGAAGAAGCAGAAUUAUAAAAGUGUAUCUCUUCAAAAAAAUUCAGGAUUAAAUAAAUUAGCAAGCACACAAAAAAAACCUUCUAUAUUUACUAAACCUUUAUCAAAUCCUCCAAAAACAUUAAACAAAAUUCCUUAUAGCAAAAAUGAUGUUAUAAGAAAACCAUUGGAAAUGAAUAAAGGUGGAAAGGGUACUUUUAGAUAUUUAGAAAAAAAAAUACCUAGCAUAGAAGAUUCACAAAAAAUAAAUUCAAAAGAAAUUAUUAGAUCUAAUAUUGCAUCUUUUAAAGAAAGUCCCAUAGAAGAAAAAGGAAAAAAUAUGGCAGCAAAGAUGGAGAAACAUUCUCUCAAAUUUUCUCCUAAAGUUAUACCUUUGUUAAUGAAGGAAAAAAGCAUGAAACAUAAAGCACCUCCUAAAGGCACUAUAAAACAUACGCUAGAAUAUUUAAAAAGAGCAGCAGAAUCAAGAAUGAAAGAAAAUGAAUUAUAUAAAUCAAAAAAAGAUAGCACACUUAGUUCAAGUGAAAUUAGAAAAAAUUCUGUACCAACAAGGAAAAUUGAAACAAAACCAAAACUACCAUCAAAAUUUAACCCCUUAAAAAAAGAGUCCGUUAAAAAGACAAAAACAAAUUUAGAUGCAAAAAAAGUUUUCGUGAAAAAGCCAACACCUAAAAUUGUACAACAGAUGAAAACUAAAGAAAAAGAGAAGAAAAAAAAAAUACCAACUAAAUUUAUGAACCUUAAAAAAGAAAAAAUAUCUUCCAAAGAUAUAGAACAGAAGAAUAAUUUAAAAAAAAAAGAAAGCAAAGAAUUUAAUAAAUCUAAGAUAGAAGGAAUUAAACAUCUAGAAAAGAAGAGGGAAGAAAUUAAUAAAGAAAAGAAAAUGAUGAGUAUAAAUGAUAAGAUGAUAGAAGAAAAUAUGGUAAACAAAGAGGAAUUUACAAUUGAUAAUGUAGAGCCUGAAACUGAAAGAGAGAAGACAAUAGAAGACAAAAAUGAAUCUGAACUGGAAAAAUAUGAGAAAAAAUUAUAUGCUUUAACAGAAAGCGAAACAGAAAAAGAAGACGAGAAAUUAUUUGAAAUAAAAAAAUUGGAGAAAGAAAAAAAUAUCGAUGAUAAAGAAAAUUUUGGAUAUAAAAAAGACAAAAAUGAUGAAAAUGAUGAAAAUGGUGAAAAUAAUGAAAAUAAUAAUAAUAAUGUUGAGAAGGAUUCAUUCAAUGAAAUAAAUAAAGCAGAAGAUGAAAAACAAAAAGAAGAAGAAGAAGAAAUUAUAUUGAAAGAUGUUGGAAAUAUAAAUAAAGAAAGCGAAUUGAAUGUUUCAAGAAUAUCUGAAGUAGAAAAAGAAGAACAGAAUGUAGAUGUCCAAAUAGAACAAGACAAAUUGAAUGAUUCAAAAAAUGAACAACAAGAAGUAAAUAUUACCGAAAAACUAGAAGGGGGAAAAGACGAAAAAAAAAUGGACGAAGUAGUGUUAUUGAAUAAAAUACAUAAUGAAGAAAAUAUUUGCGAAAAUAAGGAACAAGAAGAAUUAAUUCAAUUAGUAAAAGAGAAAACAAUGGUAGAUGAUAUAAUAAAAGAUGAUACUAUUACAGAUGAUAUAGUAAAAGAAGAAAUGAAAAUAAAUGAAAUAGAGAAGGAAGAAAAUCAAAUUGAUAAAGUAGAGAAAGAAGAAAUAAAUAAAGAUAAUAUAGAAAAAGAGGAAAAGACAUUAGAAAUAGAAAAAAAAGACGAAAUAAAUAUAGAUAAUAUCACAAAAAAUGAACGUAUUAUAGAAAACAAAAAGAAAGAGUCCAAAAUAAAAUUAGGAGAAAUGAAAAAGAAAAAAAUAGAUACAAAGAAAAAUGUAGAUAUGAAAAUGGAUAAAAAAACAAUAAAAAAAGAUGAUAAUACAAAACCUGCAUUAAACAUAAAACAAAAUAUCAAACUUCCAUUAGGUCCAAAACAAAAUGCUAAAUCUACAUUAAACUCAAAACAAGGUGUAAAAUCUUCAUUAAGUUCAAAACCAGGUGCAAAAUCAGUUCUAGGUAUAAAAUCGAAGACAACCAUGAAAAGUAGUGCAACAACUUUAAAAUCGAAAACAUUUGUUAAUGGAUCUUUAAAAGAAAGAAAGAAUUUAAAAAAUGAUGUAAAAACUGGAGAAUUAGCAAAAGGAGGCAAUAGUACUAAUAUGAAUAAAAAUAUUCCUCAAAAGAAAAGCUUAUUAUUUAUGAAAAAGGCAACUAUAGGUAUAAAAAAAAAUUCGGUUAGUAAAAGUGGUGUAAAAGAAGCAGAGGGAGAAAAGAAAAAUUUAGGAAAAAUACAAAAAGAAUCGUCUCUCCACAAUGAUAAUAAUAAUAAUAAUAUUAAAGAUACGAAUGAAAAUAAAAUUGAUAUGGAUAAUAUGAAUGAUAUGGAUAAUAUGAAUGAUAUAGACAAUAUGACUAAUAUGGAUAAUAUGACUAAUAUGGAUAAUAUGAAUGAUAUGGAUAAUAUGAAUGAUAUGGAUAAUAUGAUUGAUAUGGAUAAUAUGAAUGAUAUGGAUAAUAUGACUAAUAUGGAUAACAUGAAUGAUAUAGAUAACAUGAAUGAUACUAAUAAUGAUUAUAAUAAUAAUGAUCAGUUUAAUGUAGAUGAGAAAAAAGAUAUAGAAGAAGAUAUACAAAUAGAUAUACAAGAAUAUAUUAAAAAAGAUGAAGAAGAGGAUUCUCUUGAAAAACCCCUUUCCAAAAAAGGACGUUCCACAUUUUCUAAAACUUCUGUACCUGCUUUAAAUAAAAAAAAGAAAAAAACCUUGAGUAAGUUUAAAACGGUCGAUGUUAAUGGAAUAAAAUUAAACAAGAAUAAAACAAUAGGUUCAUUAAAUUCUGUAAACACUAAGAACACAAUGAUACAAGAAAAAAUAAAAAAGAAGAAGAUGGAAGUAAAGGAAAAUGGCUUAAAUAAUAAGAAAUCAUUAAGUUCUAGAUUAUUAAAAUUAAGUACAAAAUCAAACACUUCUUCUAUAAAAAAAAUUAGUUCUCUAGGUGAUAAGGAUAAUAAUAAAACAAAAAAAUCAGUUUUGGGAAAAAGCGGAACCAUAAUAUCUAAAGGAGUUUUAGAAAAAAAUAAAGGAAUAAAUAAUAGACCAUUAAAAGAAGCAAAAUCAUUUAAGAAAUUAAAAUCUAAAAGUAUUAAGAAAACAAUUUUGAAUGAUAAUAAUUUAAAAGAUGAAGAGAAAUCGGUUAAGAAAAUUGCAACAGCUCAAAAUAUAACAAAGAAAAUAAAAACUAUACCUUCCCAAAUGAAAUUUGAAAAGAAAAUGAGAAAAUUAAAAUCAGAAAUUUUACACAAGGUAACAGGAAAUAUAAGUAAGAUUAAAGAUAAAAGAACAGUUAAAAAAAAUAAAGAAAUGUAUUAUGAUGAUAUGAUGGGAAAUAUGCAAAAUAAUAAUAAAUAUGAUAAUGAUAAUAAUAAUAAUAAUAAUUAUAAUAAUAAUUAUGAUGGUUAUGAAGGUGUUGUUAAGAGAGUAAAUGUAGGGUUAUCAGAAAGAUCUUUUAGUAAAAUCAGAACAUUAAAAGGAAAAAAAAAUGAUUAUAUAACCCCAAGAAUAGGUGCUAAUAUUAAGCCUAAUAUUAUGAAUGUGAAAUCUAAUGUAUCAAAUUCAGGAUCUUCAGAUAAAGGAUCAUCACGUUCAUUAACUACCCCACCAUCAACAUCUUCUAAAAAAAGCAAACAAAAUAAAAGCAGAAUGGACGAUUUAAGUAUUGAGGAGAAUUUGAAAGAGAAAUUAAUAAAUUUAAAUAUUCAGAAACAGUAUAGUGGUUUACAUAUGAAAGAAAUAGAGGAACAAAAUAUUCCUGAAUUAAAUAUUCCACAACUUUCAUCUAUUCAUAAUAGAGAUGAUAUACAUAAGAAUGAUGAAGAAAGAAGAUAUAGAAGUGUUGGAAAUAUUGGAAUAACUAAUUUGAAUGAAUUAUCUGCAGUAUUUGAUUUUAGCAGUAACAACAACAUUAAAGGGGUUACUCGUGAGUCUUUAAGAAAUUUGUCACUUCAAAUGAAAAUGGAAUCAUCUAAUGAAUAUAAUAUAACAAAAGUAGAACAAACUUCAGAUGUUAAUACAUUAUAUAACCAAAGUACAAUGAUAAGAAAAGAAAUGGAAACAAAAGAAAAUCCUUCUAGUUGGUUUUUUGGAAAUUGUUGUACUGCAAAUAACAAUGAGUAUUUCUAUGAAAGACAAGAACCAGUUGUGCAAGGUUCAAGUUCCUUAUUUAAUGUGAAUAACAAAUUUAUUCCAUAUAACCCUAAUUCUGAUAUGUUACACAUUUCUAAUAAUACUAUAAAAUUAUCGAACAUAUAUGAAUCCGAUGUAUUUUCCAAUAGCAUGCAAAAUAAUCUUAUAUUGAAUAAUCAAAAGAGCUCAGGACAAAAUAUGAAUAAGACUAUGCUAAAUAAUAGUUCUUUGCGAUUACAAAAAAAAAGACAAUCUUGUAGUGCAACAACGAAUUAUUGUAAUUGCAUUUGA